Messenger RNA from Entelurus aequoreus (snake pipefish), 2266 nucleotides. It is a transcript of the gene il15ra, whose product is annotated as interleukin 15 receptor subunit alpha. Gene Ontology annotation, cellular component: plasma membrane. Bases 269 to 1081 code for a protein of 270 amino acids. The record is from RefSeq and is a predicted model, not a curated record. Gene Ontology annotation, biological process: interleukin-15-mediated signaling pathway. Gene Ontology annotation, molecular function: interleukin-15 receptor activity. The transcript has 7 exons. Lineage: Eukaryota; Metazoa; Chordata; Actinopteri; Syngnathiformes; Syngnathidae.
GUUUGUCGUAUGAAGUAUGAAAUGAAAAUCAACCCGUAUUUUAGGUGUAGUUAUUAUUCGUAGACACCAAAAAAGGAGAAAGGAGAUGCCGGAAAAGGAAGUGUUUUGAGCGGGACUACAAAGAUGGCGCCUGGCAGCGGCGGACACGGUGAUUGAUGUCUGUAGUCGCUGCGCAAAAGUGAAAGUUACAUUUUCGCCGAGAGGGAAGACUCAACAUGCCACUGCUUGGCUGGCAAACUUGCUGUCUAGAUUUCCGUGGAAGUGUCAGAUGGAUUUGGGAUCACUUUUGCUUUGUGUUUGCGUGAUGAUGGCGAGUGCGCGCGCUGCAGGCGGUGAACAGGAAUGCCCGUGCUCAGGAAUCCUCCCGUUGCCUCUGACUGAGCCUCCCGACUGCCAGCACAACAACAAAACCUUCCGCUACACCUGUGUCAAAGGUUAUGUGCGGAAGGCGGGGACGUCCAACCUCAUCAACUGCCGAGAGGGUUCUCGAUGGACCAAGGCCUCUCUCACAUGUAUACCCGACCCUAAGGCCACACCCCAAGGCGACCCUAAGGCCACACCUCGGGGCGAUCCUAAAGCCACACCCCAAGGCGACCCUAAGGCCACACCCCAAGGCGACCAUAAGGCCACACCCCAAGGCGACCCUAAGGCCACACCCCAAGGCGACCCUAAGGCCACACCUCAAGGCGAUCCUAAAGCCACACCCCAAGGCGACCCUAAGGCCACACCCCAAGGCGACCCUAAGGCCACACCCCAAGGCGACCCUACGGCCACACCCCAAGGCGACCCUAAGACCACACCCAAAGCCCCCAACAUCACCCAAGCAGGCGACACAGCGGCCAGCCUAGAAGACAACAACACAACAGCCAGCCUAGAAGACAACAACGCCACAUCUUCCCACUCAGCAGGAGCAGUGGGCAGCAGCACAAUAGCAGUCAUCAGCUGCCUUGCAGUGUCCAUCAUUGCUCUGACUGCCAUCGCCAUGUUAGUGUAUAGAAGAAGGAGAAGGGCAGAAAGCGACACACCAUCCCAGCCAGCGGAGGCCAUACCUCUCCAUGAGGUUCCAUCAGAGCGUGGAUAGGAAGUAGGACAUUAGUGUCACACAACAUGCUCCAAAGUUCUCAACUCGUGCUUCUCACCAUCCAUCAUCCUUAACUAACAUGGCAUGCAUUCUAACUGGCAAAUAAAGGCUAGCAAAAGUCAGCUAACGAUGGAGCUAAUGGGAGUACAAUAUAAAAACCCUCCAACGGUACAUGUCACCACCUGAAUAUUCACCAAAGUAUUUUUCCACAUUUUAGGUUACAGCCUCAUUCCAAAAUGGAAUACAUUCAUUUUGUGCCCUCAAAAUUCUACACACAUUUUUUUUUUUACAAAUCUUUUUAAAUUAAUUAAAAAUUUAAAAAAACGAAGAAAUCAUGAAGCUCAAAAAUGAGCUUAGAAGAAAUGUUCCUCCAGCUUCAUCAGAGUCCACCUGUGGUCACUUCAGGAUUUAGAGAGGCACACACACCUGUCUGUGUGGAAGAUCCACACUUGACGGUGCAAACCACGAAGGAAGUCCGAGGAAUUGUCUCCAGGCACAGAAAAAAGAUCUGCUCCCUUGAAGGUCCCAAGGAGGGGAGUGGCCUCCAUCCUUUGUAAAUGGAAGAAGUUUGGAACCACCAGGACUCUUCCAUGAGCUGGCCACUAGUCCAAUCAGGGGAGAAGAGUCAGGAAGGUGACCAAGAACCCCGUGGUCACUCUGUCAGAGGAGAGAGGAGAACCUUCCAGAAGGACAAUCCACCAAUCAGGCCUGGAUGCUACAUUUCUCAGUCAAACGUUUGCCCUGAAAGACUCUCAGACCACGAGGAACCAAAUCCUCUGGUCUGAUGAGACAAAGAUUGAAGUCUUUGUUUGGAUGAAAGCAGGACAAUACUUGGUGGUGGUGGUGGUGGCAGCAUCAUGAUGUGGGGAUGCUUUUUAGUGGCAGGAACCGGAAGACUAGUCAGGAUAGAAGGAAAGGUGAAUGCAGCAAUGUACAGACACAUCCAAGCUGAUGGAGCUCGAGAGGUGCAGCAAAGAGGAAUGGGCGAAGCUGUCCAAAGAUAGCUUGUAGCAUCGUGUUCAAAAAGACUUGAGGUGGAAUUGAUUCACAAAGGUGCAUCAACUAAGUAUUGAUCCACAAAGGUGCAUCAACUAAGUAUUUGUCCACAAAGGUGCAUCAACUAAGUAUUGGUCCACAAAGGUGCAUCAACUAAGUAUUAAUCCACAAAGGUGCAUCAACUAAGUA